GUUUUGCAAUUGUAUUCUUAAUUUUUUACCCUUUUUUUACAGUUCAGCAAAGCAGAAAGUGAACUGACAGCACUUUCAUACAAGAUUGAUCAGGAAUACAGUACCUUGGCUGCUGAGGAAGGAAAAGGUUCUAUUGUUCCAUCUGACCUCCUGCACAGUGUUAAGAGUCUUCGGGCAGAAUUAAACCAAGUUUCAAAAGAUUUGUGUGAGGUCCAAAAACAACAGCAUGAAGUCAUGUCUACUAUUCAGGCACAGCUGAAGGUUUAUUGUAGUCAGUUUGAUGAACUAAGCAAAGCAGCAGGUGACGUUGCAUUAGAAUAGGAAGGUAGAUGUUGUAAAUAAAUUUUGUAGCAUAAUUUCAUUUCAGAUUGGUGCCAAGUAUAAAGCUCUCUUUUUUCUGAUACUAGUAUAUAUAUGGCAUAACUUGUUUAUGACAACCUGUGUUAAGGGUAUUUGAGCAAUGGGUGACGAAAAAAAUUUCAGGAGCCAAUUUUAUGGGAAAGUUGGAUUACUUGAAGUUGAGGAGAAAAGAGCUCUUGAGGGUUUGUUAAAAGAAACUCCUCUCAAUGGAAAAGAAUUUUCCAAUUUUGCUCGGCGUUCUAUUGUUCCUGUUGCAUAUAGGAACCUAGUGUGGAAAUUAAUGCUAGGAAUUACCCCACGCUAUGCAGAAUCCCAAGAUUAUGUGACCCAACAGCAAACUUUCACUUAUGAAGAACUUUGGUGUGCCCUCAAAGCCCUUCGGCUUACUAACAUCAGUUUAGGCAUUGACAGCAUGAAUGGCCAUGAGACAUAUACCAUAUUAGAUUCAAAGAAAGUUAAUACAGGGGCCAAGACUCAUCCUGAAACCCCAUAUCCAGAACACUAUGUUCUGAUGUGGUUGAUGAGCGAGGCUAAAUUACUAUACAAUCCAAGACAACAACUCAUGUCCAAGGAAAAUCAGCACUUUAUUUCAAUUGCCCGGAAAGUUUCUAGCUUCUUUGAUAAUCCAGUUGAAAUAUAUCAUGUAUGUUCUGCUCUCUGGGAAUUAAUUUUGAAAAACCGCUCUUCAAUUGAGGAUGCUGUUCAAGAGGCUAUUGGAGUACUAAGAAAAGAACAUGAUAUUUAUCAUCUUCACCUGUUAAAAGCUGGAUUAUUUUCAAGUUCUUUGUUGUUUGAUCAAUGUUUUUCUCUUUUUUGUGAGAUUUUUCCUGAGUCGGCUAUAGAAAAGAUAUUAGACAAAGUCAUUGCUAAAGCUUUUCGAAUUUUGUCUUUUGUUACUGUGGCUUUACUGGUGCAUCUUAGACGUUCUGUUGCCUCAGUGUCCAGUGUUGAGGGUAUAAGGAGCUUAAUGUGCCAGAUUCGUAAAGAAGAAGCUGAUGUUGUUAUUACUGCAGCACUUGAACUGUGGGCAAUAACGCAGUCUGGUUUUCCAAGAGCACAGCGCCUCACUUCAGUUACAUAGCAACAGUUAGAAUUCAGAUUGUCUUUACUUGGACAAAAGAACUGAUAUUUUUUCUAGUCGUCUUACUUUUUAUAAGUCUGUUGAAGUUCCUGCUGAAUAAUAAUGGGAGAGAAAUUGUGAUUUACUAUACAGUAGUUUUAUUCUGACAUUGAUCAUACUUAUGGUAAGUAGUUUGUAGACUUACAUCACUGUUACUAUCUUUACUUUUUUGGCUGCCCUAGAUCUGAAAUUUGCUGUACUUGUCAAUGCGUUAUAGUAAUGGCAGAAGCUUGGUCUUCUCAUAAGGUAAUUUAUAAUUUUUGCAUUCUAUUGGAUAUCAGCAGCACAUUUGAACUUGUCAUUCACCCUUUGAGUUGGAGUUAGUGACAUUGUUCAUACCAAGGAGCUGUAGUUUUUAUCAAACAAUCAUAAAAACUAUGAAGUGUACAGUAAAGAAUUGUCAGUUGACAUAGGUCUUUGGAAUAUUUAGAUUUUCUUUUCAAGUUGAAGUAAACUCUGUCAUAGGGUUGUAAUAAUUAAGAUGGGAAGGGGUUUUGAAAGUGUGUUGUUGAAUUUUGAAAACCCUGCUCUCCCAUAUCAAUUAAUGUAAUUUAAUGAAAUUGAAAUGAGAAGUAUAUGGCUGUAUAUGUUUGCAUUAUUUUGGUCAGUGUUUUGUUAGCGUAAAUGUCAUUGUGCUCCUUUACUUUCCAUUUUAUAUUCUUAUAAACUAAGAUAAGAUUUUGUUUUGAUACCUUUUUCAUUUCCUGUCAAUAUACAGUAACUUCUUUUAUUCACACUUGUUGGUCUAAAAAAAUAGUUUAAACAGCUGUGAAGGGCAAAAAAAGAAUAAAACUGCACUUAUCCUGUGCUAGGCUACUUCAAAAUCUCAAGGCCUUUCCAGAUCAAAGUUGUCGUCAGGAUGCUUGUCGGUGUAGUAGCCUCUGUAAUCUACUUGGCUAUUUUAGUGUGCUCAAAAUAAGAGAAAGAAAAAGCCUACCUUUGAUGGUGGGGAGAUUCAAUUAGGCUUCUUUUCUUUUCCCCUUUAUUUUUUAUCGGUGUCUAAUAAAUACCAUUUAUAGGGAGGAAUAGGGAUUUAAUGAUGCAUGCAUUUUUUUUCUUCAAAGUCUAACCAUCACAUUUGAGUGGGAGGUAAUUUAUUCAUAUCAGCCUAUUCGCUCCAUCUUCCUUCUCAAUGCUCCCUCCCAAUCCCCGACUCCCAAACAUCCCAGGAUGCACCGACCUCCCUUUACCACCCUCUAUCACAUGAAAACAGUGAUAGAUAGAUAAGUUAUUUCAAAAAUUUCCCUCACCAACAAACAAAGCCUAAAUAUGUUUACAAAAGAAUAUCUUUUUCUUUCAUUUCCCACAAUAUUUGCGUAAACUUGUGUUACACCCUGUAUAUACACAUACAUACAUACAUAAAUUAUAUAUAUAAACAUAUGCAUAUAAUGUACAUGUGUAUAUAUACAUAUAUGCAUGUAUACAUAUGUACUGUAUUUAUAAACAUAUACAAUAUUUGCAAACAAUGUUUCCUAGUGUGGACAGGCCUUAAGGUAACCUUGUUCACCUUAUUUGAACAAACACAAAGUCAGUGAAACCCAUAGAAUUUACAGAACUAAGAAAAUAACACUGCAGUAUAGAAUAAGUAUGAUAGAAACAUAUUUUACCUCAAAUGCAAGUAAAAUGUCUAGCUUUAGACCAUCAACAUGAUAACCAAACCGUGCAGUGCAUUCAUAAUCAAGACUAACAUGCACUGUACUACAUUAUUCACAAGUGUCUAUAGGUGUUUUAUGUUUGUAUGUACGUAUUGUGUUGUGUAGAUAUUAGAAAGUACUACUAAAAAAUGCAGUGUUCAUAUAACAGGCUAUCCUUCUUAUUUUCUGUGGUUUCUGUUUUAUAUUAAACUUGCUGUAAGACGUACUUUUUUUAUCAUAGACAGAUCACCAUUCGCCUGUCUAUGAAGUGCACAUUGGUGAAGAUCACAAGCAGAGUGCUUUGUAUUACAUAUACAUUUUUACUAUAGUGCAUACAGAUAGAACAAGAACACUUUAAAUAUGCAAGAAGUUUCAUACGACACUAAAGAAAAUGCUGAACUCUCUCUCUCUCUCUUGGUAUAUAUAUAUAUAUAUAUAUAUAUAU
This is a messenger RNA of Macrobrachium nipponense, 3559 nucleotides long. It is a transcript of the gene TBC1d7, whose product is annotated as TBC1 domain family member 7-like. The record is from RefSeq and is a predicted model, not a curated record. Lineage: Eukaryota; Metazoa; Arthropoda; Malacostraca; Decapoda; Palaemonidae. Gene Ontology annotation, molecular function: GTPase activator activity. The coding region runs from base 461 to 1441 and encodes 326 amino acids. Gene Ontology annotation, biological process: activation of GTPase activity; negative regulation of TOR signaling. The transcript is spliced from 2 exons.